Molecule: messenger RNA, 2398 nt
Organism: Stegostoma tigrinum
Lineage: Eukaryota; Metazoa; Chordata; Chondrichthyes; Orectolobiformes; Stegostomatidae
Product: transmembrane protein 64-like
Exons: 4
Coding region: 87-1070 (327 amino acids)
Source: RefSeq, a predicted model, not a curated record
ACCGCAAGGGUAGCGCUCGGUGGGCAUGGGGCGGGGCUUGCGGCGCGCUGCCGGUGUGACGGUUAGAGAGUGCGGUCGUGGCGGUGAUGCCGAGCGGUGUGACGGGUGCUGUGCCGCCGGGGGAGCCGCUGUCGGUGUCGCGGUUCCGGGCCUGCGCGGCUCGCUGCUGCCUCCUGGCCGUGGCCGUGGGGACGGCGCUGGGCGGAGUGGCGUUCUGGUCGUGCCGGCGCCUUCUGCUGCGCUGGCUGGAGGGUCAGCAGUUCCGGGCCGGCCUGCUCCUCUUCAGCCUGGCUUUCAUUCUCAUCUCCUUCCCCUGGACCUGGGGAUACACGCUGCUCAGCUUGGCACCGGGAUACCUGUAUGGCUUCCAGCGGGGGCUGGCGGUGCUGGUCUUUGGGGUGGCGGUGGGCACCCUGGCAGCUCAUCUGGUGACCCAGCGCUGGCUGCUGGCACCCAUGGGUGCCCUGGUCAGAGGGAAUGCCAAGCUCAGCGCCAUCAUCCGAGUGCUGGAUGGUACCAAUGGGCUUAAGGUGGUCUUCCUGGCGAGGCUGACGCCCAUCCCCUUUGGACUCCAGAACGCAGUCUUUGCUUGGGUCACUGACUCAGCAACACUGAAGGUGCACCAUGUAAAACUGUAUGAGGAAUGUUUGUUGGUCGUCACACCAGAUUGGUUGAGUUUUCUGAGUUGGAGUCUUUGUUUCACUGGAUUCCAAAUGAGUGAUGGGAAUGAUACACAGAUCAGCAAGUUGGAAACACUACACUAUUUGGCCACGUCCACUAUGGGUCUGCUACCCUCUCAGAUCCUCAACUCUUACCUGGGCAGUACUGUUAGGACCAUGGAAGAUGUAGUAAAUCAUCGAAGUCCAGAGGGCUACUUGGCAUUUAUAUUACAGAUCUUCUUCAGUGUUGCCAUGAUGUUAUACUUAGUGCGUCGAGCUCACCAGGAACUGAACAAGACCAUCCAGGCUCAUGAUGCUAAGCAGCCUGGGAAUGAAGCUGUCCCAGACAAUGACAAGGAAACACACAGCACCAAAAGAACUAAUAUUCCACUGGACAUGGACUUCGUAUGACUGACGAACUUGAAUGAGUUGAUCUGAAGCAUGAAGGCAGAUGACCACUGGGUGUGAAAAGUGGGGUAGGAAAAACACAUGUUAGCAGACAUCCCCAUAACUAACAUACUUGAUGGUCUGGUAUUGUCCGCCCAUGGAUUACUGACUGGAUCUGACACAGAUAGUGGAGAAUCCAGAUAUGAACGUCAGCAGUGGAGAAGGGCCUGUAGGUGCGCCUCCAUAUGACCAAUAUGACGAUGCUUCACAAACCUUGGAAUGAUAACUUCUGGAUGGCUAGUGCAGGACAUGGCCAGAGUUUAUCACACUUUCCCUGAAAUGCUGGUCUUAUAGGUUGGGAUUUGCACCCAGUGCUAGGUGUGGUCAAUGUUAUGGCCAGUUCUGAAUCCUAAUACUGGGUUUGGUCAAUGGGGAGUUGCCUGUGGGAGCAGGAAAGCCUCUGCUGACACUGUUGAUGAAUUCAUUGAGGACGUAGGGAAGUAAAUACCCAAUGCUAUCAGGCCAGAGAGCUGGCUGUUUUGGCUGAUUCGUGCAACACCCUGUUAGUUUAGAGUGCUGGAGCCAGAUCUAGCUUUGGGUGGUGGGAUUCAUGUGUUUGGAGAGAGCUUCUAAAUGUGCGUGGCUGGUUUCAUCUGGACUUAACCCAAAGCACAAAAACUGCCUGAAUGUUGCUGUCGAGUGCCAAUCUUGAUGAGAUGAUCAAUUCACUGAUGGAAUGGAAGGUGGUUCAUUAGGGAUGGCCCCUCUUGUUUUUAACUCAGGCAUUGGGCCUAUUCAGUGGGACAGUGGAAAGGGAGCUUCACUAUUUCUAAACCCUCCAGUUGGUGCUGUGCAGAUCUGGUUUCUAAGCACUUCCACACAUUCGUACAUCCAGUCCUGAUCGGUUUUCUCAAUGUUCCAAUGCAGAUCUCUUCGUAUAUUUUAAAAAACCCACUACCUUGGUGAUGACCUGAUUUCUAACGUAUUUUAAGAAUAGCUUCUCAUACACAGUGUGGACCAUGACAUGCAGUGGACAGUUAGCAAUUAAAAUAAAAUGACUGCACUCUGUGACUGAAGCAGCCAUAAUGAAGGUUCAAUUUACAGUAAUAAAACAUAGGAUCUUUGCAGAGCCUGCGAUAGGAUUAAUGCCUGAAACAAUUUCUAGGCUGUGCCAUCGAUUGGGAAAUGUUGUUUGGAUUAUUUAUCCUAGGCUUCCAUAAAUCUUGUUAAAACCGUAAAAGAAGCAAAGCUCCUGUAAAGUGCCUGACGUCUUUCUGUUGAUAAUGAUCUUGAUGUCAGCGAAUUAAACAAAUGCAUUUUUUUAAACUUCAUAUGUCUGAUUUAACACAAUA